Molecule: messenger RNA, 1974 nt
Organism: Babesia sp. Xinjiang
Lineage: Eukaryota; Apicomplexa; Aconoidasida; Piroplasmida; Babesiidae
Product: Phenylalanine--tRNA ligase beta subunit
Exons: 10
Coding region: 1-1974 (657 amino acids)
Biological process (GO): phenylalanyl-tRNA aminoacylation
Cellular component (GO): cytoplasm; phenylalanine-tRNA ligase complex
Molecular function (GO): magnesium ion binding; phenylalanine-tRNA ligase activity; ATP binding
Source: RefSeq, a predicted model, not a curated record
AUGCCUACGUGCAGCCUUCCAUGUGUGUCGAUUGAGUAUUCAGCGUUGGAUGACCUUGAGGAGCUGUGUUUCAGCUUCGGUUUGGAAUAUGAGGAAUGUCUGUUAGAUGAAAAAGGUGUGGAGGUGGUAAAAAUCGAGAUUCCUGCAAACAGGUAUGACCUGUUAUGCCUCGAAGGCUUGGCAACUGCUCUAUUGGCAUAUAAAAAGAACAUCCCUGCACCAGUUAUUCGAUAUUCAUGUGCAAGUCCAAGGGCUACUGCAUAUGUAGAAGCUUUACCAGAGGCUACUUUUACACGUCCGUAUAUUUUUGCGGCAUGUCUGCGCGGAGUUAAACUUACUCAACAGGUCUAUGACAGUUUGCUUGAAUUACAAAGCAAACUUCAUCAGAACCUAUGUCGCAAGAGGACGCUGGCUGCUAUCGGUACCCAUGAUAUGGACCGUAUAACUGAGCCUCUGGUCUACGGUUUAGAGCACCCCGAGUCUAUAGUAUUCGCACCUUUGUGUGAUAGUAGCCGUGAAUAUAGCGCAUCCGAGCUUAUGCGUCAUUAUAAUGAGACGAAUAGUCAUCUAAAGAUUCUAGAAGGUCGAGAUUUAUAUCCAGUUUUACGUGAUGCUAACGGUAAUGUAUGUUCCUGGCCACCCAUCACCAAUUCGUCGUCUACAAAGGUGACUCUGGAUACUCGUAACAUUUUCAUCGAGGUCACCGCUACGGAUCGUGUAAAGGGUAAUAUCUGUCUGAACAUGUUGGUGCACUGUUUUUCACAAUAUUGUGAGGAACCGUUUACAGUGGAACCUUUCCACACUAAAUACUCAGACGGUACCGUUUUAUCACCUGAUUUGAGCCAGCGUAGCGUGAUUGGUGACCUUGAUAGUCUACGUAAGUUGGUGGGUGUCCCUAAUCUCAGUGGUGAUGAUGCCUGUGUGUUGUUGAAGCAGAUGAUGGUGGAUGGGAGUUAUAAUGCUAAGGAUAAUACUAUAGAGGCGCUGGUGCCUAUAAGUCGUCCUGAUAUCCAGCAUGCUUGUGAUAUCGGUGAAGAUAUAGCAAUCGCUUAUGGUUAUAACCGAAUAGAUCAGCAUGAAUUUCCUCGGGGUUCAUUAAGGUCGUUGACCUAUUUCGGUCGUAUUGUGCGUGAUGUAUUAUCUAGUUGUGGUUAUAAAGAGACCUUGAUGCCCAUAUUGGAUUCUCUGCAUAAUAUGUUUGAACGUAUGGGUUGGGCAGUGCCUGAUGACAAGAGUGAACGUCGUGCUGUCUUAUUGAAGAAUUCCAAGGUCUCUGAGCUCGAGGCCUGCAGGGUGUCCUUACUACCGGGGAUAAUGACGACCAUAGCUAAUCUGAAAGGUGCCAGUUUACCAAUCCAGGUAUUCGAGGUAGGAGAUGUCAUUUGGCGCAGUGAUGACACUGAUGUCCGUGCUAUCAAUAACAAGAACGUUGCCUGUGGCUACGCGAACAGUUCCACGGCAGGUUUGGAGGAGGUCCAAGGUGUAUCGGAAGCUUUACUUAACGAGCUCGGUUUCUAUAGUGAAUACCAGCGCUGGGAGCUUGGCGAGAGCAAGAGUGCGAUUCCGGAAACUUGGAAACACAUGUACCGUUUAGAAGAGAUUGAAGGUCGUGUUGUAAAACUGGUGUCUUCCGGGGAUUCUGGUGUUACCCUGGGAAUAAUGGGUGUAAUACAUCCUGAUGUGUUACGUCGUUUUCAUAUACAGAUACCAGCCCAACGUCUAAAAAUUGGUGGUUGGCUAGUCAUAAAAGAAGGCGGCACUACAGUGUCUCCAGGGGUGAGAUUCCAUGUGGAAUUAUUACACAAAUUCAACCUUAAAGACUAUUGGGAAUGUGGAUACUGUAAGGAGAAAAUUAUAUAUACGUUAAAUUUAUGCGCAAAGUGUGAAAAAACAUACCACGAAGAGUGUACGCAGCUAUCGGAUUCUACAGCUCGCAUCUGCCUGCUAUGUUUGAGGGGAACGUCAGGCAAAUAG